AUGGUUCCUAUAUAUUUCCUCUUUGCGCUGGUUUAUCAACUGUUUGUUUGUAAAUAUGUUUCAGCAGCAUGUGGCAGACCACCCGAACUCAAAAAUGGACAUGUUAUGAAUGGGAAGAAAGUCUAUGAACCUGGUGAAGAAGCAGUAUACACCUGUAACACUGGAUAUGCAGGAUUUGGUCACAACAAGCUUGUUUGUCCACAGACUGGCAUGUGGGGCAGGCCCAAAUUCCAAUGUGAACCAAGAUCGUGUUCAGUUCCAAAAAUGCUGGAGAAUGGAGAAUUUCAAGCAACAGAGUUCAAGUUUGGAAAAAUGAUUUACUAUCAUUGCAAUGAAGGGUUCAUUCUUAGAGGCAAACGCAACAGCACCUGCCUGGCUGAUGGGACUUGGAGUGAUCAGCAACAAUUCUGUGAACCUGUGCAAUGUUUACCUCCACCUGUACCAAUAAAUGGGAAAAUAGUAUUUUAUUCUGCACAGCAGCCCCAUAACAUUUCUGUCUUUGGUGACUUGAUCAAGUAUGAGUGCAGGAAAGGCCUGGCUUUGUUUGGAAAUGAGACAGGCUUCUGCCUAGCUGAUGGAAGCUGGACAAAAACACCGCAAUGUAAAGAAGUGAAAUGCCCACCUCCACCAAAAAUAGUGAAUGGAUUUUUGGUAUUUAACUUCAAAACCAAAUAUAAUCUUGGAGAGUCUGUUGAUUAUGGCUGCCUUGAAAACUACAUCAUUGAAGGUGCACGGGAAAUAACAUGCCAGAAGACAGCAGAAUGGACUGCAGUACCCAGCUGUCGAGCUCCUUGCACCAUGCCUUUUAAAAGAGGUCGUGUCUUCUACAACGGGAAAAAAAUCUGGGUGGAAGAUCUUCCAAAUAGGAGAAUACUACACAAAGAAAGAAUAGCCGUUUACUGCAAAAACAAAGAAAGGAAUUGUGGAUACCCAGUUCUGACUCUGUGUAUUGAUAGUCAUAUUCAAAUUCCUUCAUGCUUUGAAGGUAAGAGUGAUUUUCAAUAA
Hypanus sabinus (Atlantic stingray) is the source of this 1005-nucleotide messenger RNA. RefSeq names its product beta-2-glycoprotein 1-like. NCBI's taxonomy places the organism in Eukaryota, Metazoa, Chordata, Chondrichthyes, Myliobatiformes, Dasyatidae. The transcript is spliced from 7 exons. The record is from RefSeq and is a predicted model, not a curated record. Bases 1 to 1005 code for a protein of 334 amino acids.